AUGGCAGCCUUAGAUGCGAAGCUUCGUCGCCAGCAGCGCAAGGUCUUGUUGCAGGUUCUGGUCAGAGCCAAAGGGGACAAGGCUGUCUUCAAGAAGGAGGUGGAACACCUUAGCAAGAAGUCUCGAAAGAACACACUCAAGGUGGAGAAAGGUUUUUACACAAAGGAAAACAUGCGCAAAGUUUUGGGAUGGAAUGCGAAGCGAAUCAAGGAUGCGGUCAGGUACUGCACUGUGAAGUCAAGGGUGAAAACGCAUGUGAGGCGUGACAAGUAUGAGCGGGACCUCAAAGAGUACUGGGUUGACACAGCCACCACGGGCACAUUCGAGAAUGAACACGAAGAGUCUUUGGUUGACCGAACGUCAACUGAAGGGAUUGCCAGCAGCUUUGACCUUGGGCUCCCUGCUGCGCCAGAUGGCAUCGAGGACCAAGGUGACGAGUCUGAGGCCGAGUCUACUUCUGGAAAUGAAGCUCCCAGUGUCCGUUCGAAAGUUCCCAAACCGGAUGACCUUGAGAAUGAGCCAGUCUUUGAGGCAGUUGAGAACAUCAAAACCGUUGUUGACAAUUUGCUUCGAGUUCAGAGCCGAUUGGAUACCCUCCGUGAGAAGCUGACAGCCCUGAACACUUCUGAAAGCCAGCAGUGCCUCCCGAAGGUGGAUGCCUACCGUUCCAAGCUUGAAAAGCGACAUGAUGAGCUUGCCGAUCUCAAGUCUUAUUUCGAUGGGCACAUGAAGGCAUCUGAUGGGGAAGAACCAUUUGAGAAAGCGAAGGUGAGCCAAUUGCAGACCCUGCUGCGAAGCAUCGAAGUGGAGUGCAUGCCCCAGACAUUCAGCUUGUCCAUGGAGGUGGUUUCUUAUUUACAUCUUCCCUACUUGCAGGACAUCCCGCGCUUUGAUGGAAGAUACAAAGCUGAAGAAGUCCAGACGAUCUUGAAGCCCACCAAGCCCCCGAAAGGGGAUGAGCCUGGUGCCAAUGCGCCCAGCGGCAGCGGCAAAAGGCCCAGGGCCAAAGCUCCUGCCAAGAAACGUAAGGCUGCCGUGGCAGAACCAUCCGAGCCGGCAAAGAAACCUAAGAUUAAGAAGAAGAAGGCAGCCAACUGUUCCACUCCUCAAGCAGUUGCAUCUUCGCACGGCCCCGUGGGUCCUGCAGGCAAAGCUGUGGCACGGGCGAUCGCCAAGGGGGUUACCGAAAAAGAAGCCUGCCAUUUGGUGCAGGCAUUUUGGGAGGAGUUCGAACCCUUGCUGAAACCCGAUUCCAUAGUCCCAAGUGGAAACUUUUGUGCAUUAGCAUCCAGGCUGGCCAGAACAGACCAUGAGAACCGUUUGUCCAGCCACCUUCCCAAAUUUGGGCUAUGCACCAACAUCCCAGUGAGUUUUGUUGAUGUGGGCCUGUCCGAAACACACCCAAUCUUAGCGGUUUCCGACUUCAUCAAGACAUUGGAUGCCGACAACAAAAUGGACACUCUAUUGAUGGGCAACCGGGCUCAACAAUAUGAAGAGUUCUGGAAUUAUUGGCGGCAACUUGUAUGUUGCUAUGACUACGGAAUCUUCGGGUGCAACUCUUUUGAGGAGCAUUUGUCAACCGUAUUUGCUGAGCUGAAACAAUUUUGCGCACGGAACUCAUUGCAACUGCACAUGAUGCACCUAUCGCGACAAUUGCUUGGUUUUACAAAAUCCAGUGAGUACCCGAUUGGGAAUUGGUUCAAAGGUGCUGACACAGUUUCGCUCUUGAAAUUUCUUGAGAUGAUUCUUCCUGAGAAACUAUUGGAUGCCAGUGUGGACGAAGAGACCAACAAUUUUUUCCAGGUUCAAUACCUCUGGAAAUAUCGUUCCUUUCGCUUUGAAUCUGAAAGGGCCGGGCCAUUGGAACCGCUGGUGACGGGAGAAGCUCGGCUCACCUGUGUGACUGUGGAGGUUGUGGAAGGCCAAGCUCGAUGCCAAAGCAGAUCUUUCGGAAGCCGCAAAGGCAUGACCUGGCGGGGCACAGGGCACAGCACGGUGCAUGCCCGAGGCAUUGACUUCUUCCUGGUUGCCUUCGUCGACCUGCGAGGUGUCUUGAGAACGAAGAUGGUUCCAGCCAGCGCUAUCAAGCAGAUUCAACGUGAUGGAGCAGGAUUUGCCCCAGCGGCAACGUGGUUGGAUUUUGGACCUCACGCUGCAGAUCUUUUGGUCAUUCCGGAUGCUAGCACUUUGCUUCAAGUACCUUUCAGCCCUGAGCUGGCCAUUGUGAUGGGAGAUUGUUUCAUUGAAGGGAAGGAAGUGGCGCAGUCACCACGUGCAGUUCUCAAGGCGCAGGUAGCUGAAGCAAAGAAGCGUGGCUACGUCUUCAAAUCCGGCGUAGAGGCAGAAUUUUUUCUCUUGUCCGACAAGGAUGCAAUUUCUGAUUCCAGGGACACACAGAGCAAGCCCUGCUACGAUGCACAGUCGAUGAUGAGAAGAUAUGCUCUCUUGGCCGACAUCGUGAAGACGUUAAACGCGAGCGGUUUUGGCGUUUACCAAACAGACCAUGAAGACGCCAAUGGCCAGUUUGAGAUCAACUGGCACUACCAGGAUUGUCUCACAACAGCAGAUCAGCAUGUAUUCUUCAAAUGGGCUGUCAAGACCUUGUCUGAGCGCCAUGGCUUCCGCGCCACGUUUAUGCCCAGACCCUUCAGCAAUCUGAGCGGCAACGGAUGUCACAUCCACUGUUCCCUCUGGGCGGGGGACAAGAACGUUUUUGAGGCGUUAUCGCAGCGCUGGGCGCAGUCGAUAUGA
Molecule: messenger RNA, 2751 nt
Organism: Cladocopium goreaui
Lineage: Eukaryota; Dinophyceae; Suessiales; Symbiodiniaceae
Source: the annotation of a GenBank genome assembly